Molecule: messenger RNA, 819 nt
Organism: Gossypium arboreum
Lineage: Eukaryota; Viridiplantae; Streptophyta; Magnoliopsida; Malvales; Malvaceae
Exons: 3
Coding region: 1-819 (272 amino acids)
Source: RefSeq, a predicted model, not a curated record
AUGGCUCAGUUUUGGAACCCUGCUAAUAGUUGUUUCACUUUCAAGAAGGUGAACUUGGUGCCCACUAUGGAAGAAUAUACCACCUUGCUUCACUAUCCAAAGAUCCAAGUCUGCAAAGCUUACUCUAAGGCCACUAAUGUCCCAACUUUUGUAAAGAAGUUAAUGAAUAUUACUGGGAUGAAUGAACAGUGGGUUACAGCUCGUAUUCAGCAAAAAUGGGAUAGUAAAUGCAUUCCUUGGGUGAGUUUGAGGGGCUUGAUCCUAGCACAUCCAGAUGUAAAGAAGAAAGUUGACACGUUUGCCUUGAGUAUUUAUGGUUUUGUAGUCUUUCCUAAAGCUUUAAGGCAUAUAGAUGAAGCAGUCGCUGAUUUAUUUGAUCGACUUGAUAAAAGUGUCACACCUGUACCAGCAAUUCUAGCUGAUACAUUCAGAUCUUUGAACAUGUAUCGGAGGGCAGGCAAAGGCAGAUUUAUUGGAUGGGCACAGUUAUUAUUGGAGGAAGCAGAUACACAAAUGAGGGACGACAUAUCAGAGGAAAGGUGGAUGGCAAUUCUUCAAAAUCUCAAAGAGGAGGAUGUUGAAUGGAGAGCCCUUUGGAUGGUCCUCGACAAGAUCCUUUAUCGGUGUGGGAGUUUUGAUUGGGUACCUUUGCUUGGAAUUUGGGGAGCUGUUGGACAUGCCCCUUUACUCGUAUUAAGAUGGUUUAGUAAAAGGAUUAAUGAUAAUAUCCCUAGGCUAUGUUUAGAGGACGCUCGAUCAAUGGAGGAAUACUUGCAAGUGGUCCCAUCAGAGCUAGAGAUUAUAAGGCAAGACUUCUAA